This is a messenger RNA of Ceutorhynchus assimilis (cabbage seed weevil), 1789 nucleotides long. Lineage: Eukaryota; Metazoa; Arthropoda; Insecta; Coleoptera; Curculionidae. The record is from the annotation of a GenBank genome assembly.
GCAACACUGGUGCUAUCCUCCAUGAUCUAUCUGUCAUCCUGACUGCAAACUGCAGCAACUACAACUCCACUAUUGUUUUGGUUUUCCUUUGCCCUUGUAUUUAUUUCGCUUCCAUAAACUGAAAUUCCUCAACAAUUUCAACCAAAAACGCCAACAAACUUCCGUUCAAUGUCGUCACUUAUCGCAAAUGGAUUUCUCAGUGUGUCCUUAUAAAAACGGUAAACGAGAAUCUGAAAAUUUUAUCGGUCUGGAUAUGGGGGACGAAAUGAAACUGGACGAGGUGAACUACGAGAGCGACAUUUCCUCGUCGAGCUCAGCCAGUUCGACGGCUCCGAGCAUCAGUUCGGUGAGCACGAUUUCUUCUGGAAAAGGUCGUCACGGAAGACACCGUACGAGCAACAAUAAGAGCCCUUCGCCGCCUCAUGCUGCCAAAGAAACCAAAUCCAAGUACGACUAUUUGACUAAAGUAAACUACUUGUUUAGAGAUGCUAGAUUUUUCGUCAUUAAAUCCAACAAUGCUGAGAAUAUUGCACUCUCAAAAGCUAAAGGGGUUUGGUCAACUUUGCCCCAAAAUGAAGCAAACUUGAAUCAGGCCUGGAGAGAGUCCAGAAAUGUCCUAUUAAUAUUUUCAGUAAAAGAAAGUGGAAAGUUUGCAGGUUUUGCAAGAUUAAAUGGAGAAUCACGUCACGAUGUGCCUCCAAUUUCUUGGGUUCUACCUGCAGGUCUUUCAGCUAAAGCUUUAGGUGGUGUUUUCAAGGUUGAUUGGAUUUGCCGCAAAGAUUUACAAUUCUCCAGCACCAUGCACCUGUACAAUCCCUGGAACGAUGGAAAACCAGUGAAAAUUGGCAGAGAUGGUCAAGAAAUUGAGCCCAAAGUGGCAGAGGAGCUUUGUCGCCUAUUUCCAGAAGACGAAGGAGUUGAAAUUGCUCCUAUACUAAGACUGGCUAAAGAGUCUUCAAAAAAACAAAGCCUUAGAGGCAAAGAUGGUAAUAGGCAUGUCAAAGCUAGAAUGCCUCUAUCUGCCAGGGCUCCUUUUAGUUUUAGGGGCGGCAGAGGUGGUGGCGGAGGCGGCGGUGCCUCCUACUCUAGAAGAAAAUUCUUCAUGUCUAGUAGAGUUUUAAAUUCAGCAAGUUAUAGGCGAUCAGUGUCACGAGAAAGAUACCUUCCUUACUAUGAAAGAGAAUCGCCACGUCAAUACACUGCAGCUGCAGCUGAAGCUUACGUAGCCGAUUAUAUGCGAACCAUGCAACAUCAGCUGCCUCCUCUACCUUACGUUCCUCCUCCUGGAUUGUAUCCAUCUGGAUUUGACGCUUUACCAGCCCCAUCAAGGUAUUAUGAUAGUUUGCCUCUGCCAGAAUUCCCAGCAGCUAGAAUUCCAGAAAAACGCAGCUACGAUCGUUCAGUUGAAGAGUUCCUGUGGAAAAACAAAGACAGGAGGGCGCCUAGGGAAAGAGCUUAUUCCAGAGAACGAUCCCGUUCCAGAGAAUAUUCCAGGGAUAGGUCUAGGGGCAGGUCCAGGGAGAGGGAGCGUGAACGUGUUAGGGAACGUGAAAGGGAGAGGGAAAGGGAGCGUGAACGCGAACGCAUGCGCGAAAGGGAGAGGGAUACCCGGUACCGUUACAGAGAUAAUAGACGUUAGAUUUUUUUGUAUUGGUAAUGAUUUUUUGAUUAUAAUGGAAACUUAUAUUAUUUUCUAGAUUAAUUAAUACUUAUACUUAUAUAUAAUAAUGGAUAUAACCAAUGUGUAAUAAUAAUUAAUUAUUGGUAUUAAAAAUUGUUCAAGAAACAA